AUGAUGGUUCCUAGGGCUUUUCUUUUCAGCUCUGUGUCUUCAGCGAAGCCAUUCAAGCAAGAUGAGAAGGAUUUGCAGCCAACCUCAACCUCCGCCGUGGCUUUUUUCACAGCGCAGGACGUCGAGUUUCCCAGCGAGGCGAACUCUCAUGCUACGAGCCCAGUAGUGAUUCCUCCGAAACGCGGACCUCGCGUUACAUCUAGGCUUGAGAACAACACAGCCCAUGGCUCAAAGACACCCCGGAAUCAAACGAUAUCUCCGCGGUCAUCUUCGUCCGCUUUGCGCGAUCGUUAUGUACCCACGUCCAUUGCGUCUAUCCUAGAAGCCACCGCGAUUCCAGUUCCCCGACGCACCUGGAGUGUGCGAGAGUCGCGGAGACUACCGCGCGGAGACCACGUGCAGGAGUUUAGCAGGUUACUGAUGGAAGGGGUCAGAUCAAGAGAUGACCAUUUGCUGGAAGGAACUGGUAGUACUGCGCUUGACAUCUUGCUUAGCCCUCCAGAUGAGAGCGAGAAGUCGGUGGUUGGCAGCGAUUACGAGUCUGAGACACCGUCAUUCUCAGGACAAUCUAUGUCUCUCGAGUCGAUGCCGUCCUUAGAUCACGAUCUGGAUUCUCCAUCUAGCCUUCCUGUGCCACCUACCCCAGCAAGCCAACGGAGCCCUUCAGAAAGAAAAUACCGCCGCCCACCACAUCCAGAGGAUUGUGCUUUUGACCAUCCUCUGCUGGAUAGGGAUCUGUCGGAGUCAGAUUGGAGCCUGGCUGAUUCGCAGCCCUUGUUUACUGAUGCCACUCCUUCCAAAUCCCCUAGCCCAUCCCGGUCAUUUCCUCGUUUAGGCUCCUCGUUCAAAUCCAAUCUGACAGCAUCUUUACGAGCAAUCAAGUCCGCUGCUCAAACCGUUUCGACCUUUGCUUCCCCGUCGGUACAACCAGAGGAUUUCCUCACGCGGUCUUUGUUUAAUAUUACUCCAGAGAUGACGGACGACCGACGGCCUCCGCCUAUGAAAGAGCCGCCAUCACCCGCCCUCAGGCGGUACCUGAACCCGAUUCAGGUUUCACCGACCGAGAUGUAUGCCUACCAAGACUAUCCACAUGAAACCCUGGAUUCUCGGAACUGCCCCGUAUCGAUCCAAAUGCAGACAUACCACCGUUCAGGGGGGCGUGGACGUCGCAAGGGCAGGUUUCACCUCGCCGGCUCCGCAAGCCGAGAUCAACAAUUACUACCAUUCGAUCCAGAGCAUCCGACCUUCUCACGUCCCCGAGAACCGCGGGAGAACAGUGAUUUUCUGCGCAUGGUGGUUCUCGAAAUGAACAUGAGACGUAGCGGAAAGCUUCGGGACGACAUCCCUACCCGGGCGCGGAUCUGGUUACCACCUCGGAAAAGCAUCCAGCAUCGGGUUGCAAUCUACGACUUUGAUGAACAUGACCAAGAGGAAGAGGCCGAGCAUGUAAUCCCUCCAAGAUGGGUCGGAAUUUCUGCCUGA
Messenger RNA from Aspergillus thermomutatus, 1482 nucleotides. RefSeq lists its product as uncharacterized. The transcript has a single exon. Lineage: Eukaryota; Fungi; Ascomycota; Eurotiomycetes; Eurotiales; Aspergillaceae. The record is from RefSeq and is a predicted model, not a curated record. The coding region runs from base 1 to 1482 and encodes 493 amino acids.